Rhagoletis pomonella (apple maggot) is the source of this 390-nucleotide messenger RNA. Its product is annotated as secreted RxLR effector protein 161-like. The transcript has a single exon. The record is from RefSeq and is a predicted model, not a curated record. Lineage: Eukaryota; Metazoa; Arthropoda; Insecta; Diptera; Tephritidae. Bases 1 to 390 code for a protein of 129 amino acids.
AUGAAGCUGACUUACCGUAAAGACAGCGCUGGUCAAUUAACUGGCUAUUGUGAUGCGGGCUGGGCUGGCGACCAAGAUGAACGUCGUUCAACAACUGGGUAUAUUUUCCGUCUACAAGGAGGCGCUAUUUCGUGGGCCACUCGUAAGCAGCCUACGAUUGCCUUGUCGUCUACGGAAGCUGAGUUUAUGUCUCUUGUUGCGGCAAUACAAGAAGCACUCUGGCUUAAACGUUUUGAGGGAGAACUCUUUAAUGACGUCCAGAGAUCAAUACAACUUUUCUGCGAUAAUCAAGGCGCUAUAAAACUAGCUAUCAACAACAAUUUUCCCGCACGAACCAAACACAUUGACGUGAAAAAUUACUUCAUACGCGAAAAGCUUGCAGAAGGCUGA